Ylistrum balloti is the source of this 1794-nucleotide messenger RNA. RefSeq lists its product as uncharacterized. The record is from RefSeq and is a predicted model, not a curated record. The coding region runs from base 1 to 1794 and encodes 597 amino acids. NCBI's taxonomy places the organism in Eukaryota, Metazoa, Mollusca, Bivalvia, Pectinida, Pectinidae. The transcript is spliced from 2 exons.
AUGUCCAACACACAGGUACAAAACGAACUCAGAUUCGAAAAAAAUAAUUAUGCGAAAAAGUACGAAGAUAAGCCUCACUCGAAAAAGUACGAAGAAAGGCCUCACUCGAAAAAGUACGAAGAUAGGCCUCACUCGAAAAAGUACGAAGAUAGGCCUCACUCGAAAAAGUACGAAGAUAAGCCUCACUCAAAAAAGUACGAAGAAAGGCCUCACUCAAAAAAGUACGGCGAUAGGCCUCACUCGAAAAAAGACGAAGAUAGGCCUCAUUCGAAAAAGUACGAAGAAAGGCCUCACUCAAAAAAGUACGAAGAUAUGCCUCACUCGAAAAAAGACGAAGAUAUGCCUCACUCGAAAAAAGACGAAGAUAGGCCUCAUUCGAAAAAGUCCGACGAUAGGCCUCACUCGAAAAAGUACGAAUAUAUGCCUCACUCGAAAAAGUACGAAGAAAGGCCUCACACAAAAAAGUACGAAGAUAGGCCUCACUCGAAAAAGUACGACGAUAGGCCUCACUCAAAAAAGUACGAAUAUAUGCCUCACUCGAAAAAGUACGAAUAUAUGCCUCACUCGAAAAAGUACGGCGAUAGGCCUCACUCGAAAAAAGACGAAGAUAUGCCUCACUCAAAAAAGUACGAAGAUAUGCCUCACUCAAAAAAGUACGAAGAUAUGCCUCACUCGAAAAAGUACGAACAUAUGCCUCACUCAAAAAAGUACGAAGAUAUGCCUCACUCGAAAAAGUACGAAGAUAGGCCUCACUCAAAAAAGUACGAAGAUAGGCCUCACUCAAAAAAGUACGAAGAUAUGCCUCACUCAAAAAAGUACGAAUAUAUGCCUCACUCAAAAAAGUACGAAGAUAGGCCUCACUCAAAAAAGUACGAAGAUAGGCCUCACUCAAAAAAGUACGAAUAUAUGCCUCACUCAAAAAAGUACGAAGAUAUGCCUCACUCAAAAAAGUACGAAUAUAAGCCUCACUCAAAAAAGUACGACGAUAGGCCUCACUCGAAAAAGUACGGCGAUAGGCCUCACUCGAAAAAGUACGAAUAUAUGCCUCACUCGAAAAAGUACGAAGAAAGGCCUCACACAAAAAAGUACGAAGAUAAGCCUCACUCAAAAAAGUACGACGAUAGGCCUCACUCAAAAAAGUACGACGAUAUGCCUCACUCGAAAAAGUACGGCGAUAGGCCUCACUCGAAAAAGUACGGCGAUAGGCCUCACUCGAAAAAGUACGAAUAUAUGCCUCACUCAAAAAAGUACGACGAUAGGCCUCACUCAAAAAAGUACGACGAUAUGCCUCACUCAAAAAAGUACGACGAUAGGCCUCACUCAAAAAAGUACGACGAUAUGCCUCACUCAAAAAAGUACGAAGAUAUGCCUCACUCGAAAAAGUACGACGAUAGGCCUCACUCGAAAAAGUACGACGAUAUGCCUCACUCGAAAAAGUACGAAGAUAUGCCUCACUCGAAAAAAGACGAAGAUAUGCCUCACUCGAAAAAGUACGAAGAUAUGCCUCACUCAAAAAAGUACGAAGAUAUGCCUCACUCAAAAAAGUACGAAGAUAUGCCUCACUCAAAAAAGUACGAAGAUAUGCCUCACUCAAAAAAGUACGGCGAUAGGCCUCAUUCGAAAAAGUACGAAGAUAGGCCUCACUCAAAAAAGUACGACGAUAUGCCUCACUCGAAAAAGUACGAAUAUAUGCCUCACUCAAAAAAGUACGAAGAUAUGCCUCACUCGAAAAAAUACGAAUAUAUGCCUCACUCGAAAAAGUAUGCCUACAUGCCUAACUCUGUCUGCAGUUAA